Molecule: messenger RNA, 1545 nt
Organism: Entrophospora candida
Lineage: Eukaryota; Fungi; Glomeromycota; Glomeromycetes; Entrophosporales; Entrophosporaceae
Source: the annotation of a GenBank genome assembly
AUGAAAAAAAAAGAAAGUAACGACUUACUUCAACAAAUAAUUCACCAAAAAAUUACUGGUGUUAAUAAUAAGUUAGAAGGAAAUACCCUUUAUCUUUAUUCCGAAAGCAUAAGUGCUAGCGAAUUAGGAGAAAUACUAGGAGAACAAACCAAUAAAAUUGUUAAGAAAAGCAAGAUAGAUUUUAGCGAGGUUGUCCAGGAUUAUUUAAAAAAAGUAGGAGAUGGUUCUCAGUUAGUAGAGAGACCUCCAAUUGUUAGCAUCAUGGGGCACAUUGACCAUGGAAAAACUACCUUGUUUGAUACCAUUCGCCAGACCACUUUGCAAAAAAAGGAAGCAGGAGGGAUAACUCAAAAGAUGCGCCAAAAAGGAAUUAAUUUAACUGACUUAGUGGUUUUAGUAAUCGAUGCCCAGGAAGGAGUAAUGCCCCAAACUGAGGAAAUUAUUAAUUAUCUCUGCCAAUACGAAUUACCGGUCAUUGUUUUCAUUAAUCAUAAAAGGCCUGCCGAAACUGAUAAUGAAAAAAACUUGAACCGAAUUAGGAGUCAGUGUCAGCAAACUGGAUUAAAUCCGUUCGAUUUACAGGACCCUACUCAUGGAACAGUAAUUGAUGCUUACCUUCAUCCUCAAACUGGCUCACGAGUAACAGAAUUACUAAUUCAGGGUGGUAAACUACAAGAAAAGGACACUAUCUUUCUUAACGGAAAAUUAGAGAAAGCAAAAACAUUUUUAGAUACCCACAGUGGCAAAAUUACUACAGCUUUACCAGGAGAUAUCAUCAAAGUAAUCGGCUUAACUUCCACUGCUGAAAUAGGAGACAGAUUCCUAGUAAUAAAGAAUGAAGAGGCAAAAGAAAAAAUUAAAAAAGAAUUAACUAAUUAUUCAGAAAAAAAUGAUAAACUGCCGAUUUCUCUCCUCGAUAAGGAAAAGAAAAAGGUUAAUUUAGUCUUAAUUUCGGAUAGUCAAAACAAAUUGAAUGCUCUCAGUGAACUAAUCAAAAAAAAAAAUACUGAUAGUUUUGAAUUUUCAAUUGUUAAUGCUACCAUCGGAAAUUUAAAUAAUUUUGUUCUUAAUUUAAUUAAAAUAACUCAAAGUACUAUUUUAGUGUUCGGUCCAUCACCUAGUCAUGGGCAAAUAAAAACUUUUAAAGAAAAUAAUAUUCCUUUUUUCAAUAGUGCAAUCAUUUAUGAAAUUGAAGAAGAACUAGAUAAAAUUAUUGGAAAUCAGCAAUUAGUGGAAGAAGUAGAGGAAAUAGCAGGUCAGGCUCGGGUGAUAAAAGUCUUCUUUUUUUCCAAAGGAAAUAUAGCAGGUUGCAAAGUAGUCAAUGGAAAGAUUAGUCGUAAUCACCGAGUUCAUGUUUAUCGGGGAAAAGAAGAGAAAAUAAUUUUUAGUGGAGAAAUUAAAAGUUUGGAAAGUCAGUCGGAAAAAAAAACAGAAGUCAUAAGUGGUCAAGAGUGCGGAAUUGUCCUAAAAGGAUUUGAUAAUUUUCAAACUGGAGAUAAAAUAGUAGCCUUCAAACUAGUUAAAAAAAAUGUUAGUCAAAACUAA